This is a messenger RNA of Phycodurus eques (leafy seadragon), 4887 nucleotides long. It is a transcript of the gene asap2a, whose product is annotated as ArfGAP with SH3 domain, ankyrin repeat and PH domain 2a. Bases 454 to 3375 code for a protein of 973 amino acids. Gene Ontology annotation, cellular component: cytoplasm. The record is from RefSeq and is a predicted model, not a curated record. The transcript has 28 exons. Lineage: Eukaryota; Metazoa; Chordata; Actinopteri; Syngnathiformes; Syngnathidae. Gene Ontology annotation, molecular function: protein binding; GTPase activator activity. Gene Ontology annotation, biological process: positive regulation of GTPase activity.
GAAAACGUUUUCUUGUUGUUUCCCGGGCCACGCUGUAGUGAACUGGCCUUCCCCUCUCAACUCCCACGUUUGGACACGAGGGAGGACAAUAGACUCCGCGGAGGGAAGUUCAAUGUCUACUUCGAACCGAGGGACAACCAUUUAACCGAAUGGAAUGGGAGUAGUUCAACUGAAAGGCAGCCAGAGUUUAAGAAAACUAUCAAUCACCGCGUAGCACCGUGUUGGAGACCGAGCAUUGUUCAAUAUCUACACAGACAUGGUUCACUUUCAGCCGGGGCCGUCAAGGACACGACUACCGCUUCUUUAAAAUUGAAUUAAUUUUUUUUUUUAAAUAUAUGCAGCAACCGCGAAGGAGGUGUAGUUGAGAAUAACGCGUCUUCAACUGUUUAUCAAAUAGCAAAGGCAGGGUGGGGUGGGGUGGGGUGGGGGGGAUAGGUAUUCGGAGGAUUAAUUAUGCCUGACCAAAUCACAGUGUCGGAGUUUGUGGUGGAGACCAACGAGGACUACAAGUCACCCACCGCCUCCAAUUUCACCACCAGGAUGUCCCACUGCAGGAACACCGUGGCCGCACUGGAGGAGGCUUUAGAUGUGGACCGAAGUGUUCUAUACAAGAUGAAAAAGUCAGUGAAGGCCAUCUACACGUCUGGUUUGGCUCACGUUGAGAAUGAGGAGCAGUACACACAGGCGUUGGAGAAGUUUGGAGAAAAUUGUGUGUACAGAGAUGAUCCUGAUUUGGGGUCAGCGUUCCUCAAGUUUUCUGUCUUCACCAAGGAGCUCACUGCCCUCUUUAAAAACCUGUUCCAGAACAUGAACAACAUCAUCACCUUUCCUCUGGACAGUCUGCUGAAAGGAGACCUGAAAGGAGUCAAAGGGGAUCUGAAAAAACCUUUUGACAAAUCCUGGAAGGACUACGAAACUAAAGUCACCAAGAUAGAAAAGGAGAAGAAGGAGCAUGCGAGGCAACACGGCAUGAUCAGGACGGAGAUUAGCGGGGCGGAAAUUGCCGAGGAGAUGGAGAAGGAGAGGAGAUUAUUUCAGUUGCAGAUGUGUGAGUAUCUACUCAAAGUCAAUGAGAUCAAAAUCAAGAAGGGAGUGGACCUGCUGCAGAACCUCAUCAAGUACUUCCAUGCACAGUGCAAUUUUUUUCAGGAUGGUCUGAAAGCGGUGGACAACCUGAAGCCUUCCAUUGAAAAACUGGCCACAGAUCUGCACACAAUAAAGCAGGCACAGGAUGAGGAGCGAAAGCAGCUGACUCAGUUACGGGAUGUUCUUAAGACAGCGUUACAAGUGGAGCAGAAGGAGGAAUCGCAGGUGCGGCAGAGCACCACCUACAGCUUACAUCAGCCGCAAGGCAACAAAGAGCACGGAACUGAGCGCAGCGGCUACCUUUACAAAAGAAGUGAUGGGUUGAGAAAAGUAUGGCAGAAGAGGAAAUGCACUGCGAAGAACGGAUACCUCACCAUCCCGCACGGCACCGCGAACAGACCGCCAGCCAAACUCAAUCUGCUCACCUGUCAGGUGAAACACAAUCCUGAUGAGAAGAAGAGCUUUGACCUCAUAUCCCACGACAGAACCUAUCACUUUCAGGCCGAAGACGACCAGGACUGUCAAAUCUGGAUCUCAGUGCUCCAGAACAGCAAGGAGGAGGCGUUGAACCAGGCUUUUAAAGGCGACCAGCAUGUCGGCGAGAACAACAUAGUGCAGGAACUGACCAAGGCCAUCCUGGCCGAGGUGAAGAGAAUGACGGGGAACGACAUGUGCUGCGAUUGUGGAGCGCCCAACCCAACGUGGCUGUCCACCAACUUGGGCAUUCUCACAUGUAUCGAAUGUUCCGGCAUCCACAGGGAGCUGGGAGUCCACUACUCCAGGAUCCAGUCGCUUACUCUGGAUGUACUCAGCACCUCCGAGCUCUUGCUGGCCAAGAAUGUGGGGAAUGCAGGCUUCAAUGAAAUUAUGGAGGCAGGUUUAAGUGCUGAAAAUGCAGUCAAACCCAACCCCGCCAGUGACAUGCAGGCGAGGAAAGACUUCAUCAUCGCCAAGUACACAGAGAAGCGCUUCGCCAGGAAGAAAUGUCCCGACUCUGCUUCGCAGCUCCACACGCUGUGUGAUGCCGUCAAGGCCCGAGACAUCGUCUCCCUCAUUCAGGUCUACGCUGAGGGAGUAGACCUGAUGGAACCUAUACCGCUAGCAAACGGACAUGAGCAAGGAGAGACCGCUCUUCAUCUGGCUGUCAGGAUGGUGGACAGAACGUCUCUUCACAUCGUCGACUUCCUCACGCAGAACAGUUUAAAUUUGGAUAAGCAGACAGCCAAAGGCAGCACAGCGCUGCACUACUGCUGUCUGACCGACAACAGUGAGUGUCUGAAGCUAUUGCUGAGGGGGAAAGCAUCCAUAGACAUUGCUAACGAGGCUGGGGAGACACCGCUGGACAUCGCUCGCAGGCUCAAACACUUCCAGUGCGAGGAGCUGUUGAACCAAGCGUUGGCAGGGAAAUUCAACGCACACGUCCAUGUGGAGUAUGAAUGGUGCCUGCAGCAUGAAGACUUGGAUGAGAGUGAUGAGGAUCUCGAUGAGAAGCCCAGCCCCCACCGCAGAGAAGAGCGUCCAGUCAGCUGUUACACACCGAGCACCAACUCCCACAUGCAUGGCCGCGACAAGCAGCGUUCCUAUCUGCCAAAUUUGGUCAACAACGAGACCUACGGCACCAUCGUCAACAACAACCCACCUCAGCCCGGUCUGCCCGCCACCACCUCUGCGCCACCCUUACCCCCUAGAAACCUGGUCCAGUUAGCAGGCCUCGGCGGGACGAGUCAGCCCUCGUCGUCCAGCAGCUGGAAGCCCGCUUCCUUAGACCUGGUUGGUCGGCAACGAUCGUCUUCAGACCCCCCCAACAUGCACCCCCCGGCACCCCCUGUUCGACUCACCUCUACAGCAGGUUUGGGUCCUUCUCCUGCAGGAAAGGUUGACGCACUGAGUUUACACUCCAAGUCAGGUCAGGGACCUGCUGGAUCCAGAAGCAGUCAACAAAAGUCACCGGCAGGCAAUGAUAAAAAUUUCACCCGGACGCCACUAAAUCGUACAGGGUCUAUCGAGCGACCAACUAAGGAAGUGCCAGGGUGCCCCCAGAACUCCAUAGGUCACGCUCUGGCUCCAGCCCACCACUCCAGGAAGGCUUACACUAAGCACAGGCCGAAGCGAGUGAGGGCCAUCUACAACUGUAUGGCAGACCACCCGGAUGAACUGACCUUUUCGGAGGGCGAGGUCAUUGUGGUGGAUGGGGAAGAGGACCAGGAGUGGUGGCUGGGCCACAUUGAAGGAGAACCGAUGAGACGAGGAGCCUUCCCGGUCACCUUUGUCCACUUCAUUGUGGACUGAAAUGUCACCGCUGAGGUGGUCAACAACUGCAGGAAUAGAAAAAAAAAGUGCGGGCCUGAGUCCCCUCCUGGUGACCGUGAUGCCAUUCAAUGUUUUUGAACUGCUUGGUGUUUGUGACUAUAGAACGCAAUUGAAAUAAUUGUAGUGAACAGCGUCUCACAAUAAAUGCACUUUCCCUCGCCGCGCCAUCACGCGUGAUGAAGGUUGUGCACCACUUCCUCUUCCUCCUCCUUUUUAUAUGAGCAGUCAGCAGGCCUUCACCGUGCAUGAGAAAAUUAAAAUAAAUUUAAUGUGGAGGUUCGCUUCAGUGUGCCCCUUUACGAACGUGCUUGGUGAUGGCAGGAGGUUUCCUACUUGUCCCAUUUUGGGAAAAACUAAUCAAUCAUGCGUCAUCCAAGCAGCAACACUCUUGUUCUUCUUUUAUUCAAUCGUGUCCAAUGACAAGGCUUUCUAUACUCUGUGUGUUUGCCUCAUCUGUCAUCUGCCUUAAGUGGCUAGGAUGUAUUGCUGUGUGUGUGUGUCAUAAGCUGGCAAUUUAAAAAUAAAACCAAAUAAAACUCAUACUCAACAUGUGCAUCAUAGCCAAUGUUGUAAAUAUAUAAUUAAAUCAAAUGUCUUAAACAGGGAUUCCCAAACUGUUUAAUGGCAGUCUGGUAUAAUAAUUACAUAAUUUACAGUGUAAUCUUUUUUUUUUCACACUACCCAGAAUACUGGCAAACCGACAGUCUGCUCAUCUUCUAUGGUGAAAAAGCAUCCUUAAAAAUGUCUCUUUGUGUUCAAAUAAUUUACAUUUUCAAAAUGUAAAUUUUUUUGACAUUGUAAUAUAGAACAACUUCUUAGUGUUUUGCCACUAUCCCCCCCCCCCCAUUUCCACAUUAAAGAUACCCAUUCAACUCCUAAUUUGGCCUGAGUAUGAAUACUUUUGAAUUUACCUGUACGCAUGUGUGCUCUUUCUGUUUGUGUGAAAACCUCUUGACAUUCCGCCUUUCUUUUGUAGACAUUUCCCUUGUGGGAAACAUGCUCUGAUAAGCUCCUGUCACUCCAUUAGAAUGUAUUUGUGUUUUAGUUUUUUUUCCACUUGUCAAACAACCAGCUGUGCAGCAUCUAACGUCCUCCUUUCUCCAUUUGUACAGAAAGUGUGUUGUUUUCCAUAUUAACACAAGCAUUCAAUGAAAUUACUUUCAAGAUGAGUUGCAGAGCAACUGUGUACACAAAAGUCAAUGUUCCAAUGUAGUAGGCAUUUAAAGCUGACACCAAGAGAGCCUUUUGAGUGACAACGAGAAUUGCAGCUAAUAUUCAUGGUGUUUAUUAUUUUUGUUGUUAACUCACUGGAAACAGGAUGUAAUCUAUACACGUGUAUAUAGAUGUGAGUGUGUUAUUUAAAUGUAGAGAGAGACUGUGGGGAACACUUACAGCUGGACUUUAAUGUGAGUGUAAAAAUAACAACAGUUAUUAUUAUUGUCUUUGGAUGUAAAUGGGAAAUGAAACUGGAAUAAAAUGAUAUAAAACGCG